AGUGCGUCCUCUGUCAGAUGGCAGUAACCCCUGGUCCACCAGCCUGGUGAAGUCCCAGAAGUCUGUCCCUCUCGCUGCCCUGUUUGCAGAACAAGCAGGAGCUGGUAAAGAUGAGGCGUUCACCCAGGAUUGUCCCGACAGCAGCUCCAAACCAAAGCAGCUCAAGUUCCCCAACCAGGUGUACAUCGAUCUACCUCUGUGGAGGGACGAGCAGCAGCCUCAGAGCCCCGGGGGGCAUUGUGGGCCUGGAGACUCUGGGGUCGGGGCAGCCGGUCAGAGUGGCCCUGCAGAAACCCAAGAUGACCCCUAUACCACCACAUCCACCUCAUCUUCUUCCACCACCCCGCAGCUCACCCCGACCAACAGUUUAAAGCGGACGUCAGCUCGCCGCAAGACUGACUCUGUGUUGUACGGCUGCGGCUCGUUGCUGGCGUCAGUCGUGCUCGGCUAUGACAUCAGGGAGGCUCUCAAAAACUCAUCGCCUGGUGAGGAUUGUGAGCCCCAACGCGAGGAGAAAGAGAAGAAGAAGAAGGAAGGCCUGUUUCAGCGUGCCACACGGUUCCGACGCAGCACCUCACCGCCAAGCGGUCGCACCCGCAAAGACGAGGUUACGUCAAACCACAUCUCCCCCCAACCUGUUAAUCUCAUCUCCAUGUCAGCCAUCAUGGAAUGCAACUCCACCAAGUGUCUCCUGCAGUCUGAGGUGCAGGUGUCAGACUCGAGCCCUGGAAAAGUUGAGCUAGUGACCGUUAAUCAUCACACAGAACCGUUAAAUGCCGGCCCAGCAGCUACAGACGGACAGGCUAACAAGACUGCAGCUAAAACACAGAAGCCAGUGCAAACCCAAAGUCAGCCGCCAGAGCCGAGCAACCAUAAUACAGGGACACGGCUACGCAGAAAGAAAUACAACAACCACAACACCAAUGGUCCACCCACUCUGCCUCCCCCCACCCCACAGAAGAAGCAGGAGAAAGAGAAGGAGGGAGCUCCAGAGAAGCCCUCCGGCAGGGAGGUGUUCUCCAGACAACGACCAGUCUCUUUCCGGGCCAAACCCCACGCCUGGGCCCUGCUGCGAGGACGCAACAAGAGCUACUCCCUGGGCCACUACUCCGGAGAGAAGACGGUACAAAACCUAAACAUGGUGCUGUCAUCGGAGGUGGGGAUGGGCUGCUCCCUGCUGGACAUGGACACAGAGGGCCAGAAACGAGACUGCACCGUGCCGCUCUGCCGCAUUCAGAGUUCCCCGGCACGGGCCUCCGUCUUCGAGCUGGAGAAGGAGUUCCUCUCUUAGAAGAAGUGAUCUGCUGUGGUCGUAGUUCCAGAACAUGCAGAAUUUUGGCCUAGAACUCCUGGAGGGUUUAGAACCAGGCUGCCUUUAAAAAAAGAAAAACAUUCUAUAACUUAGAACCAAGCUUUGUCUUAGGUCUAGAACAUAGUGAUGUCAGUGUUCAAGAGUGCAACCAAGUCUUAGGCUGUGACUCAAUUCAGGGGUCGCAUCCUUUGGAGGAUUCUGUCUAGGAAGGCUGAAGUUAAAUGUUUGAUCUAUGGAGGAUUUUUUAGUUGCGUUCUUUGCUCAACACGCUCUUAGCAAUGCAUCGUUAGCUACUUUGAGCUGCUGCAGUUCAGCCACAAGCUUGUUAGCUUCAUUAGCUUGGCUGGCCCGAGAAGGAUUCACCUGUUUGUUCCUUCGUUGCUCAGGAAAUGGAAGGAGGCAUCUGUCGGUCGUAUUUGAAAGAGCUGUUGAAUCGGGACAGCGUAGUCGCACUGCUGAGAUACGAUAGAUCUUCAAAUUCAGCCUCCGAAGGAUGCGGCCCCUGAAUUUAAGACACAGCUUGUAGAGGACAUAUGUGUCACAGGAGUUCUAGACUGUGCGCCCGUAUCUCAGUGUGAGAAAGGCCUUACACACCGCUGUGUCUCAUUCAACAUCACACACACACCUGAAACCUGAGCGGAACGUUCCAGAGCUGGACAAGCAGCUCGACUGCCACCUUCAUUAGCUCAUUUCUCUCUCCUCCUUCGUCUUUGUCUUCCUCUCUCGUUCUGUCGGUGCAGCUAAACGUUGACCGCUGCUGCAGCUUUUUCAACACAGUACCCUCACC
Messenger RNA from Paralichthys olivaceus (Japanese flounder), 2099 nucleotides. Lineage: Eukaryota; Metazoa; Chordata; Actinopteri; Pleuronectiformes; Paralichthyidae. The record is from RefSeq and is a predicted model, not a curated record.